Molecule: messenger RNA, 798 nt
Organism: Eruca vesicaria subsp. sativa (arugula)
Lineage: Eukaryota; Viridiplantae; Streptophyta; Magnoliopsida; Brassicales; Brassicaceae
Source: the annotation of a GenBank genome assembly
AUGGAGGAAUACAAAGCCAAAUCGAAGCUGAGCGAGAGUUCAACCUCCACCGUCUGGCUAGCUAAGCACAUCUUAACCGGAGAAGAAGCGGUGAUGAAGUGUUUCGAUCUCUCGAAGCUCAAUCACAAUCUCAUAAGCUGUUUACACAACGAGCUCGAUUUUCUAUCUUCAGUCGAUCAUCCCAACAUCAUCCGUCUCCUCCAGGUUCUCCAGGAUAAGGAUUUACUCAUCAUGAUUAUGGAGUAUUGCGAUGGGGGAACUUUAUCAUCUUACAUUAAGCGUCACGGGAGAGUUGAAGAACAUAUCGCCAGAAGAUUCAUGAAGCAACUUGGAGCUGGUUUAGAAAUCAUUAAUGAUAAUCACAUUAUCCAUAGGGAUCUUAAACCAGAGAAUAUUUUACUAGCUGGAUCAGGGGAUGAAUCCGUGUUGAAGAUAGCUGAUUUUAGUCUUUCAAGAAAACUGCUUCCAGGAAAGUAUCUAGAGACAGUUUGUGGUUCUCCGUUUUAUAUGGCUCCUGAAGUUCUUCAGUUUCAGAGAUACAAUAAAAAGGCUGACAUGUGGAGUGUAGGAGCAAUCCUUUUUGAGCUUCUUCAUGGUUAUCCACCUUUCAGUGGUAAGAACAAUGUUCAGGUUUUAAGAAACAUAAAGUCUAGUUUAUCUCUUCCUUUCUCUCGGUCGAUUGUUCAGCAGUUGCAUCCAGAUUGCAUUGAUGUAUGUUCAAGGCUGCUCUCUACUAACCCAGUUACGCGUCUCUCAUUUGAUGAAUUCUACAAGCACAAGUUCCUAAGUAUCGGAUGA